This is a messenger RNA of Oncorhynchus mykiss (rainbow trout), 5419 nucleotides long. RefSeq names its product mucin-5AC. Gene Ontology annotation, molecular function: protein binding. Gene Ontology annotation, cellular component: extracellular matrix. Lineage: Eukaryota; Metazoa; Chordata; Actinopteri; Salmoniformes; Salmonidae. The record is from RefSeq and is a predicted model, not a curated record.
ACCACCUGUGUUCACUACCCAGAGGAUGACCAUGGGGACAACACAGACGCCCACAUGGGUGUUAAUAUGGAUGGCUCUGGCGAUUGGUUUAACUGCCUCUCAAAGUGAGGAUACAUCAAAGGCCACAGUUAACAUCAUCCCCUCAAUGUCAAGGAUACCUGAGAUUGCAGGAGUGAGUCCUAUACAUAAUGGCCAAGUCUGCAGUACGUGGGGUAACUACCACUUCAAGACCUUUGAUGGAGACAUCUUUCAGCUCCCCUCCACCUGCAACUAUGUUGUGACCUCACUGUGCCAUAGCAGUUAUGAGGAUUUCAACAUCCAGAUGAGGCGGCAGGUGGUGGACAACCAGCCCACCAUUAGCAAGAUCACCAUGAAGCUAGAUGGCACAGUGGUGGAGCUAUCCAAGGGUUCCGUUGUUGUUAAUGGGAAUAAUGCCACCUUACCAUUCAGCCAGUCUGGUAUUCUCAUUGAAGAGACUCCCUCCUACAUCAAGAUCAAAGCAAAACUGGGAUUGGUAGCCAUAUGGAACCAGGAUGAUUCCUUCUUGGUGGAGAUGGACAUCAAAUUCAGAAAUAAGACCUGUGGUCUAUGUGGAGAUUUUAACGCAAUUCAGCAAUUUGAUGAGUUCUAUAGCCAUGGUAUGAAAUUGUCCGCUGUCGACUUCGGAAACUUCUGGAAAUUGGAUGGUCCCACUGAAAGCUGUACUGAAAACAUACUGCCUUCAAAUCAGAAAUGCCCCAAUCUGAAACCAGUUUGUGAGCAGUUGCUCUCCGGUCCUGCCUUCAGCAGCUGUAAGGACUUGUUGGCCAUCGACUCAUUUGUUGAGGCCUGUGUAUCUGACCUGUGCCACUGUGAUAACAGCACCAACUCCUUCUGCCUGUGCAACACCAUCUCAGAGUACUCCCGUCAGUGUGUUCAUGCAGGGGGGAAGCCCAAACAAUGGAGGACUGAACAGUUCUGCUAUAAGACAUGCCCCUUCAACAUGGAGUACCAGGAGUGUGGAAACCCCUGUGUUGACACCUGCUCCAACCCAGAGAGAGGUCAGCUGUGUGAGGAACACUGCUCAGAUGGCUGCUUUUGUCCUCCAGGAACCGUUUUUGAUGACGUCAACAAGAAUGGUUGUAUCGCCUUGAGUCAAUGCUCCUGCCGCCACAAUGGAAAAACAUACGCACCCGGAGAGUCUUAUUCAAGCACUUGUAAAGAUUGUUCUUGUGCUGGUGGUCAGUGGAAGUGUGUGGACAAGGACUGUCCUGGCACCUGUGCUGUGGAGGGAGGAUCCCACAUCAACACCUACGAUGGAAAAACCUACACCUUCCAUGGGGACUGCUCUUAUGUUCUGACCAAGGACUGUGAUGGGAUGCAAUUCACUGUACUGGGUGAUCUGGUGCAGUGUGGGCUUUCUGACAGUGAGACUUGUCUAAAGGCUGUUACCCUGUCCCUCUCAGAAGGAGCCACUGUGAUCAACAUACAACCCAAUGGAAAAGCCUUUGUAAAUGGAAUCUAUUCUCAGCUGCCCUUUUCUGCUGCUGGAGUAACUAUUUUCAGAGCCUCCUCAUUUUUCAUAAUUGUCCAGACCACCUUUGGCCUCCAGUUGGAAAUCCAACUCUCACCAAUCAUGCAGGUCUAUAUUGCUGCAAGCACCGUUUGGCAGCAGAGAACUUGCGGUCUUUGUGGAAACUUCAACAACAACCAAGGAGAUGAUUUCAAGGUCCUGAGCGGAGUGACUGAGGGCACAGCCAUUGGUUUUGCAAACACCUGGAAAACACGAGCCAGCUGCCCAGACGUCAAGAGUAGCUUUGAAAGCCCCUGCAGUUUAAGUCUUGACAAUGAGAAAUAUGCCCAGCACUGGUGCUCUCAGCUGGCUGAUCCUAAAGGGUUGUUUGCUAAAUGCCACACAGCAAUAAGCCCAGACAUGUACAAAGAAAACUGCAUGUAUGACAGCUGUAACUGUGAGAAGAGUGAGGACUGCAUGUGUGCUGCCGUCUCUUCUUAUGUCCACGCUUGUGCUGCCGAGGGUAUCCAACUCAGCGGCUGGAGAGACACUAUCUGCAACAAAUACUCCACCUCGUGCCCUAGCACCAUGGUCUACAGCUACAGCAUAAAAAACAGUGAUCGCUCCUGCCGCUGCUACAGCGACUCUGACUUUACCUGUUCAAUCACCUUCGAGCCUGUGGAUGGGUGUGUCUGUUCUGAGGGAACCUACCUGGAUGAUGAGGGCAAGUGUGUUCCACCAGCCAGCUGCCCUUGUUAUUACAAGGGCUCAGUGGUGUCCCCUGGAGAGGUCAUCAGCAAGGAUGGAACCAUGUGCACCUGCAAGGAGGGAAAACUCCGUUGCAUUGGAGAUUCACCCGAUCAGCCAUCAUGUGUUGCACCAAUGGUUUUCUUCAACUGUUCCAAUGCAAGCCCAGGAGUGAGAGGGUUAGAGUGUCAGAAGAGCUGCAACAUUCUGGAUAUGGCCUGUAUCAGCACAGAGUGCAUAUCAGGCUGUAUGUGUCCCUCUGGACUGGUAUCCGAUGGAAAAGGAGGCUGCAUCAAGCCAGACCUUUGUCCUUGUUCUCACAAUGGAGCUACUUACCAACCAGGAGACAGAAUCAAGGUCGACUGCAAUACUUGCACUUGUAAAGACAGAAAAUGGCAGUGCACAACUAACCUGUGCCUUGGAACCUGUGCCAUUUAUGGAGAUGGACACUACAUUACUUUUGAUGGGAAACGAUUCACUUUCGAAGGAGACUGUGAAUACACACUUACAAAGGACUACUGUGGUAGCAACAAUGCCAACGGCAGCUUCAGAGUCAUCACUGAGAACAUCCCUUGUGGAACGACAGGCACCACCUGCUCCAAGGCCAUUAAGCUCUUCCUGGGGAACAAUGAACUAAUUCUGACAGACGGGAACUACCAAGUCGUUGAGAGAAAUACAGGGGAGGCGGUUCCUUACCAGAUUCGCACAAUGGGCAUCUACCUUGUGAUUGAAGCCAAUAAUGGGUUGAUUCUCAUGUGGGACAGGAAAACAAGCAUGUUCAUCAAACUGAACCCACAGUUCAAGGGACAUGUCUGUGGUCUGUGUGGAAACUAUGAUGGCAAUGCAAACAAUGACUUCACUACCAGGAGCCAGGCAGUAGUUGUCAACCCUCUAGACUUUGGAAACAGCUGGAAAGUCUCUGCAAGCUGCCCCGAUGCAAAGAACAAAAGGAGCCCCUGUACUGCCAACCCUUACAGGCAGUCUUGGUCACAGAAGCAGUGCAGCAUCAUACAGAGCAAAGUUUUCACAGACUGCCAUUCUAAAGUGGACCCCUCUCCUUUCUACGAUGCGUGUGUGACAGACUCGUGUGCUUGCGACAGUGGUGGAGACUGUGAGUGUUUCUGUACUGCUGUGGCAGCUUAUGCAGAGGCCUGUAAUGAGGCUGGAGCCUGCAUAGCCUGGAGAAGCCCACAAAUCUGCCCACUGUUCUGUGAUUACUACAACCCCCCUGGAGAAUGUGAGUGGCACUACAAGGCAUGUGGAGCUCAGUGUAUGAAGACCUGCAGGAAUCCCUCCGGGAGCUGCUCAACUCAGAUACCACCUCUUGAAGGUUGCUAUCCAAAAUGUCCUCCUGCUCAACCCUUCUUUGAUGAAGAUAUAAUGAAGUGUGUGGAGAAGGAGCAGUGUGGCUGCUAUGGCAGAGAUGGAAAACACUACAAUAAUGGAGAAAAAGUACCGACCACAGAAAACUGUCAGACAUGCUAUUGUAAUUCUGUGACAGUGGACUGCAAAUACGAUGUACAAGCUUGCACUUGCACCUACAAUGGGAACAAAUACCCCAAUGGGCAUAUCAUCUAUCACACCACAAAUGGGCACGGCAGUUGUAUCACAGCCAUCUGUGGGAAGAAUGGAACCACUCAGAGGGACAUUUACCCAUGUUCAACUACAACUCCAACUUUAACUCCAUCUGUUCCUAACUCUACUCCAUCCUCUACAGUGACAACAACUGUCUUUACUUUCUCAACACCCACAACUGCGCCAACCACAACUUCAACAGAGACAACAGUGUCUCCAACAACCUUUACUACUACAUGUGGCUAUCCAUGUGUGUGGUCACAGUGGUUUGAUACCACAUUCCCUACACUAGGAACUCCAGGAGGAGACUCUGAAACCUACAACAACAUAAGAGCAGAGGGACACGAUAUAUGUGAGAAGCCAACCAAGAUCCAAUGCAGAGCCGAGAAGUACCCAAAUGUUAGCAUAAGCCAAGUAGGCCAAGUGGUGCAGUGUAAUGUAUCAGAAGGGUUGACUUGCAGAAAUGAAGACCAGUCAGGCAAAUUCCCACUGUGCUUUAACUACCAAGUUCGAGUCCUCUGCUGUGAUGAAGAUCUUUGUACAUCUAAGCCUACAACCAUUUCACCAACAACUACAAGACCACCUGUUACAACAACAACUACAAACGCAACCACCUCCACUAUCUCAACAACCACGUUGAAUACAAAACCCCCUAACUGCACAGUUUGUGAGUGGUCACCUUGGUAUAAUGUGGAUUAUCCUCAAUUUGGUCCUGGGGGUGGCGACAAUGAAUCAAUUAAAAAGAUUCUAGAAUCUGGAAAACAUAUUUGUGAAAAACCAGUGGAUGUCAUGUGCCAAGCAGUGCGAUAUCCAGGGAUCCCAUUGUCUGAAUUAGGACAGAAUGUAGUCUGUAAUACGAAGGUUGGACUAAUAUGCCAGAACAAAGAUCAAGGCAUUCCUCCAAUAUGCCUUGACUAUGAAAUUAAGGUGAAGUGUUGCAAGACUGUGAAAUGUCACACAACAACACCAGUCCAAACAACUAAACCUACUGUCACAACAACAACAAUGUCAGCAUCCACAUUACCUACAACAACAAGUAAACCAACAACAAUCACUACUCCUCCAACCUCAACUCUACCUCUAACCACAACUACAACUCCUACCACUACUCCAACACCAAAUACCACAAUCUUAACAUCGACUACACCACCUACCACAUCAACAACAGUUACUCCCAUCACUACUCCAACACCCACUACAAAGACCUCAACAUCGACAGUUACAUCGACAACAAAAACAACAACUCAGACACCCAGCCCUAGUACAACUCUAACCACUACUCCAACAUCAACCUCAACAGGAGUAACACCGACCCAAUGCAGUGGUGAUGAAAAAUGUGUGUGGUCAGACUGGAUCAACCUUGGUCAGCCAACGUCUGGCUCUGAAGGUGGAGAUAAUGAAUCCAUUAAGAGCAUCAUUUCUGCUGCAAAAGUGCUUCGACUACGAGAUUCGAGUGAAAUGUUGUCAAUGUGGAACUACAACACACAUCCCAACCACCACAACAACGACAGGUCCUCACAUCACUACUCCUACACCCACUACUACAACGUCAACAUCAACAGCUCCACCUACAACAAAAACAACAACUCAGACUCCCAGCCCUAG